GACGUUUCCUGUCCGAAUCUUCUCUCUACGUUGACCGCCACGAUCGAUCGUGAAACGGAAUCGACGACGAGAUAAUCGAGCGAAUAGAUAUAAUAUCGGAGCGACGAGUGGAGCGUGCAAACACGAAAUCCCAAAAGGAGGAGAUGAGCGGAGUCGGUUUCCUGGCGGCCGUGAAAACGUUCACGCCGGGUGGCCGCCGACGUAGACGAUGCGAGAAGCAGCAGAAGGUGCUGGAACUUCCGCCGGGAUACGCGAUGCAACCGGAUGUGGUGCCUUGCUGGGACGCUGCGCCGCCUAUCACGCCACCGGCUGCUUUCCUUCCACCUGGAUACAAGAAAGGGUUUCCAGAGCCGAAGAAGGAAAAGACUGAACAGAGUGCAAAUGGCGCGGUAUCGCCGAGCGGUGAGCCGCAACCGAAUCAGGGCACGGCUACGACCGGUAGCUUGGCGAUCUCGGCCGCGCCCCCCAAUUCAGGGGACCAGCAAAAGCCGAGCAGGCCGAACACCCUGGAAGCCAGGGUGGUGGCCAGGAGACUGAUCUUGUUCGACAUGGAGAAGGGGGUCCUAGACCAAAGCAGCGAGAACCAGCAGGUGAUCGAGAGGUGUUACCCUCUUCCGCCUCAGAACACGUUGAUGCUGUCGGAACUUCCGGAACCGCCGAUUCCGCUCAGCGAGAUCGGCCCGAUUCCACCCCCUCCGAUGUUCAGCUCCUCGAGUCCAACCCUCUUGUUGGCCAAGCAACGGCAAAUAAGAAACCCUUUGUCGUCCGACUACGAGGACGAAGAAGACGAAGAGGACUUCGACGUGGAGGAGGAGGACAACAUGUACGUGCCGAGGAUGUCGCAGCCUGAUCCGAGCAUCGACACGUCCAGGGUGGAGGAGAUCCCCGCGAAGGAGCCUAAGUUUCACGCGGUCCCUUUGAAGAGCGUUCUGAAGAAGAGGGGUUCCGGAAGUGGGCCUGGCACGCCCCAGAACACGCCCACGCAGGAGAACAGGCCGUUGACCCUUCGUCAGGAGCUGCACGCCUCCUUCAACAGUCGACCGGUUAGAUUCGGCCUUGCUCUUCCAUGCACCCUCGAGAACAAGGAGAACGCGAGGCCGUACGUGAUAAGGGAGGACGCGGAUGGUGAUUCAGGGGACGGCCAGGUGCUCUACAGGGACGAGUACGACGAUGAGAAAAGCCGGUUGGCAGCAAAGAUUGCGCGCAAGGAGUCGCUGUCCCUGAAACUCGCCCUCAGGCCAGACAGGCAGGAGCUCAUCAACAGGAACAUCCUUCAGCUGCAGACGGACAAUGAGAGGCAGGAAACGAAGGAGGCAAUUGGUGCCAAGCUCAUCAGGCGGCUGAGCAUGCGACCGACCCAGGAGGAACUGGAGGAACGAAACAUUUUGAAAAAGCAAAGUCCUGCAGAGGAGAAGAAGCAAAAAGAGGAGAAGAAGCGGUAUCUGCUUCGAAAGCUCAGCUUUCGACCGACGGUUGAGGAGCUCAAGGAGAAGAAGAUUAUCAGGUUCAACGACUACAUCGAAGUGACGCAGGCUCACGACUACGACAGAAGGGCCGACAAGCCUUGGACGCGGUUAACUCCUAAGGACAAGGCAGCCAUUAGGAAGGAGUUGAACGAGUUUAAGAGUUCGGAGAUGGCCGUUCAUGAGGACAGCCGACACCUCACCAGGUUCCAUAGGCCAUGACAAUUGCAAUGUGUUGAGGUGCUACAGUGUGGUGCGGGUAUAGGUGAAGGUGCAGUGUGGUGGCCUCGCGUCGAGGCUGGAUAAAAAAGAAAAAUUUAAAAAAAAAGAAAAAACCGCCCCCUCGGUUGAUCGUGGCUACCGAGGGGUAGUUUCACGUGCCCGGGGAGGGGGGGAGGGGUUCGGUUACAACACUUAUACUACCCGUUUUACGAUAAAUCGGGCGACGGUGGUUUCUUUUUUAUGAAAAAGUUGCUGUCGACGUCGUGUUUUCAUUCGUCGUCGUCCUCCUCUCGUCGUCAUCGUGCCCAUGCAUCGCGUCUUCUCAUCAUCCUCCACCAUCAUUCGGGUCAUCCGCCAUCCGCCCUGACGACGAACGUCUUCUCCACGACGUCGACGAAGAUUUGUGAUAUAGGGUGGCCCGUCCCAUCGAGUUUAAUUAAAACGAAAGGGGGAAAAGUAUAAGGGAGAGGAAAGGAAGGAAAAAAUAGACGAAUGAAUGAAUAAAAAUGAACGAACGAGGGAAGUCGCGUCGGGUCACUCGCUGAUUUCUUAAAAAAAAGGCUCGUUCACACCUGAGCUUAUUCCAUAAAUAAUAAAAGUUCGUCCUUUUAUCGUAUAUCGGAAAACCGUACAUUGUCCAGCAUGAAUAUCUUUUCGAGCAAUUUUGCAUUCUUUCGAUGCCAAAAGUAAAAAUAGAGAUAAAAAAAAAUAAUAAGGAUAAAAAGGGAGAAAAGAGUGGAAUAGUAUUAUUUGAAAAAUAUAGAAAAAAAGGUUAGAUAUUUCGCAAUUUAUAGAGAAUCAAAAAAAGCGUUGUUCUACUUGUAUAAUGAAUAAGACACGUAUUUUGUACGAGCGAAGUUCGCUUCGUUCAAGAACAAAAGGGUGGGAGGGAGAGGGGUUGAUCGCUCUCGUUACACUCGACGUUGACGCUCCUCCUCGUCAGCGAAACUUUGCCGAAGUCAACUCUCUCAAUAGUUUAUCGUUAAUUACACUUUUAUCGAGAUAUAUUUAAUCGAGAAAAAAAAGAAAGAGACAAAGAGAGAGAGAGAGAAAGAGAGAGAAAGAAUCGGUGAUUUGAUUAGUUAAAUACGUAGACAUUGUAAUUUAAUCGGAUUAGAUCAAAAGAGAAAAGCGUUUUCUUACGAAAGAGGAGAAGAAAAAAAAAAAAAAAGGAAAAAAUCGAGAGAAUCGAAACGUGUUUCGAUGUCUUGCACGCUUAAUGCCCCUCCCCUCGAAGCUUCCUGUCUUUGCAGCAUGUGAUCGAUAUAAAGCUCGCGUGAAUUCGCGUCGAAACCAAAUCGAAAAUUUUGGGGGAACUCGUCGAACCUAUCCUCUGUUUCGAUGAACUUCGUGUGAUCGAGAAAUGACAAAAAGAAAGAAUCGAAGUCUGAGCUGAGAUAUAUCGAAAGCGAAAUUACUAAGAUAACGAUUUUUUAAUUGUAAUUUAUUGGUAAAAUAUAUUGAAACUCGUAUCUAUUCUAUUUUAUAUUCGUACCAUUUCUAUUUUAUACUUUUCUUUUAAAAUAAUUCGAAGAUAAGAAGAUAUUAAAGUCGCGAUUCGACAAAAGAAUUAAUAAAAGAAAAUAUCAGUAAAAUAGUUAUAUCCAAUUUUUCCGGUCAAGAAAAUUUUCAAGAAUUUUAAUUUAACGUUUGGAACUCGAUCCUACGAAUCUCCAUCGAUAUCAGGAUAAUUUAAUUGUGCGAGUUUUCCGCUGCGGACGUAAGUCGUGACGGCGUGUCGAUUUUCCUUCUAAAAUAGUAACUUAGUUUUAACGAUCGUCCAAUGGGGUGAGAGGAUCGGAUGGUCGAUCUCUCUCGUAAACCCGUAGGUGAACUCAGUUGUUCGAUACUAUAAGCAAAGAAGCAAAGAAAAUUUAAAAGAGAAAAAGAAAAAAAAGAAAAAAAAACAAGAAAAAAAAGAAAAAUGGAGUAAAAAAUAAAAAAGAAUUUUUCAACUUCGCGAUCGAGAAGGUGUCGGGCAGAAUGGAGAGGACGACGGUUCAGGAGAAAGUAGGAGGGAAAUAGGGUGAAAUACGAAAACUUUCUUUAAGCUAGAACCACGGAGACGCAGGUGAUUAAAGGAACAAUGUAAGGUAGGGAGAUGAAGCGUCUCUCUCGUUCCAUUGGUCGAGCGCUGUGGCUACCGUGUAGUCGAACAAAUAUAUCCAUUAAUUUCCGGGUUGCCUGAUGCGUGUUGUAUGCAUGUGUUGACACCGUAUGCGUGAGAGUGUUUUAAUUAUAUUCGAGAGAGUAGAGAAAAUGCACGAGGGGAACGAGCGAGAGAGCAGGUCGUUGAAGAUCGAUAGUAUUUUAGAGAAGAAUUGAAAACGAAAUUUUCUUUUUUUUUUUUUUUGAGGAGGAGGAAGAGCAGGAGGAGAAGGAGGAUGAGAGUGAAAAUGGGGAAAAAAGUCGAGGAGAGAGCAUGGAACAAAUGUGAAAUUCUACUCGACGACGUUUUCUCAUUUUCCUUUCUUUACUUUUUUCUUCUAUUUCUUCUUUUUUUUUUUGUUUUUUAUUUUUUUAUAUAUAUAUGUAUUUUUUUCUUUCUUUCCCCGAAUAAUUUUUCCACCAUUUUCGUCAUAGAGGAGCCACUCUCGAGGACGGAUGAUUUUAGGAGCGUGUACAAAACACGAAAAGCGAAACAUAUAACGAUUUAAAUAAAUAUAAACGAUUGUAAAUAAUUGAACGGAGAGAAGAGACGAGGCGAUUUUUUAGGCGUGACGAAUGAUUAGGAAAAAAAAAAAGGAAAAA
Molecule: messenger RNA, 4436 nt
Organism: Apis florea (little honeybee)
Lineage: Eukaryota; Metazoa; Arthropoda; Insecta; Hymenoptera; Apidae
Product: phosphatase and actin regulator 2
Biological process (GO): actin cytoskeleton organization
Molecular function (GO): actin binding
Source: RefSeq, a predicted model, not a curated record